Messenger RNA from Naegleria gruberi, 4572 nucleotides. RefSeq lists its product as uncharacterized. Gene Ontology annotation, molecular function: phosphorus-oxygen lyase activity. Gene Ontology annotation, biological process: intracellular signal transduction; cyclic nucleotide biosynthetic process. The record is from RefSeq and is a predicted model, not a curated record. Bases 1 to 4572 code for a protein of 1523 amino acids. NCBI's taxonomy places the organism in Eukaryota, Heterolobosea, Eutetramitea, Acrasida, Naegleriidae. The transcript has 4 exons.
AUGCAAGAUAGUUUCGCCUCUUUUAAACACCAAUCAGGCCAAAACAUGAUGAACAGUAGUACAAUGGAUAGUCAAUCUAUUGUUGGUCAAUCCACUCAAUUCUCUUUCGAAUUGGAAUCAGGAACAGACCAACAACCUGAUUUGAUAUCUUCCUUCAAUGAAAAGAUAACUGGACAUCUUACAGACCUUCAAUCAAAUUCGAGUUAUAAUGGUUGGAAAUCUAUGAUAUUGUAUGGAGCCAUCAAUUUAUAUUAUUGGUACCUGUUGAUAGUGUUACCUUUGGUUCCAACAUUUUCUCAGGAAAUUUUGAAUCCGAAUACAACAACCUCUCCAUUUGGAUAUUAUGGAUCUUGGAUAUUUAGAGGUAUGGCCUUCCCUCUGACUUUGGGAUUAGACUUACUACCAUACGAUGGAUUUGUGGGUGUUGGAAUAGUUGUGCUUUUGGUUACCUUUUUCCUCACAUGUUUACAUUUACAAAAUCUUACACCUAAACGAAAUGCUAAACUUCAAGAGAUACUAUCAAAGAUAUUGGGAAUUGCUACACACACCUUCCUGUUUAUUGGCCCAGCCAUGAUGUAUGCUCUGACAAACUUUACCGAUUGUCGAUCCACAACUGAGGAUGGAGUUUUGUCUUUCAUGUUGAGUAGAGAUAGUUCAGCUGAAUGUGUGGCUGGUACAAAUAUCAUCUUUAUGGUCUUGGCAUGUAUUGCUCUAAUAUUUCUAGAGAUGGUUAUGUUUUUCUCUGGUUUCGUAUAUCCAAUCUUUUCGAGCACUGGUACUAUUGCCUUCCUUCCACAAGAUAACACUCCUGUAGCUUUGGUGUUUGCCUCUGUGGGACUAAGAAUAAUGACUUCUUUCUCAAUUCCAUCCAAUUAUUUGUAUGGUAGAGCUGUCUGUCAUAUUGUCAUUGGUAUUAUUCCUUUAAUUGUUAUGUUUUAUCAAGUUCCUUUUGUACGAAUGAUUGAGAAUGCAAUUUAUACGGGAAUUUUAGGUGCCUCUAUUGGAUCUGCUGUAGGAGUAUUGGUUAGCACGUUUGUGAGCUCGGGAACUGAUAUUGGCAUGUCUUUGGGUAUGCUAGGUAUGACAGUUGGUUGUUCUCUCCUUUUUGGAUUGCUUUGCUCUUUAAUCAUGUUCUUUUACUUGGUUGUGACUGUCAAGAGAGUGAGAAAUUUCCUUAAAUCCAUUGAUGAAGAUAUUCAAAUUAUCACUCCUCUCAUUGAGAACACUCUAGGGUUAAGAAAUAUGGAAAUAUUCUUCAGAUUAUCCCUCAGAAAACGAUUUAGUCCUGAUUUUAAUGAAGAUGAUGAGAACCUGGAAGAUUUUCCUCGCUGCCUUAUCUACGCAAAGAGAGAAGCAAUGAAUAAGAGCUUUAUAAAUACAGGAAUGCUAUUUCUCUGCGCGACUGCAAUCAGCAAGGUGAGGGACAUUCAAUCUCUUUCUCUCACACUCUUCAAAAAGGCAUUGAAAUCUUCAAAGAAUCCUUUCACGAACUACUUAAUUACCACUCACAUGAAAAUUAUAGAAUUAGGUGUCACUGAUGCUAUUUCCCUCAAAUCAUCUCUUUCAGUCUUGGAGAAAAAGAGAGUCGAGCUCAAGGCCAUUCACAAAAUGUUUUUCAAAGAAUUUACUAAUGAAAUACCAAACAAGGACAAGAUUGAAAACUUUGUAACAAUGGCCAAUGAUAUUGUCCAAUAUUGUGAUCAAACCUUUUCUGUUUUACUUUCAAGAGGUAGGGAUAAAACAAUACUCAGAUAUUAUGCCAACUAUAUUGAAACUGUCAAGAUGGAUAAAGAUGCUGCCUCUGCUCUUAUUGACGAAGCUAAUUUAUUGGAAGAAGAAGAUGUAAGAGGAGUUAUAAGAAAGGGAAGACACAAGACGAAUAGAGUUCUUCCUACCGAUAAAAAAAUGACUUUUAUUGAGGAAAUGUCCCAAACCGGAGAAGAAGAUUUUCUUGGACUUGAUACUAGACAAGCAACAGAAAAAAAGCAGGCCAUUUAUAGAAAUGCUCUUGCUGUACCAUACAAAUCUAAUUGGAGAUACUUAAUGUUGGUUAUAUUGUCUGUAUUGGCUGUGGGUACGCUUUCGGCAACUUUAGGAUUGGGUCUGUUCAAUAGUAUUAGAGCAACAGAGACAAAUCUAGUUAUUCAAAGUUGUUUGCCAAUGCUUGUGCCUGAGGGAUUAUUGAGAUAUGUCAGAAUGAGACAAAUCAUGCUCGAACUAUUUACAAAUCAAAGAAUUUCAUUACCAGCUGUUGGCAGUGUUAAUAGAGCCAAUGUUGACAACUAUCUUUCCUAUUUUGAAAAUAAGAUUGCCACAAAGAGAGAUAACCUUUUAUCAUUGGCUGAAAACUCUAGGUCUCACAGGUUCACAGAUAGCAUGUACAAGGAUUAUACACAAAGAAAGGAAGUUUAUAUUCCUGUUCCUUCUAAAAACGGAUCUCUAACCUACUUGGAAAACUAUAUGAAAAAUGUGUCAAUGAGUGAAAUUACGCUCGAGUUUGCAAAGCAUGCCAAUUAUUUUAGUGAAUUUUCGGUUGAAGCUUUCAAUACCACAAGUUCUAGCUUUACUUUUAUGUUUGUCUUCUUUAACAGAGUUCAAGCAGCACAAGGUUUCAGAUCAUUUUGUCAAUCAUUCCAACAAAGUGAAACAACUUACAUUGAUGAGAAUGAUAAGGCCUUAUGGACCUACAUUCUAGUUUCAGGUUCUAUUUCUUGUAUUUAUAUUUUAUUGUAUAGCAUUAUAUCAAGAUUGGAAAUGGAAAGAUUGUCAAGAAUCAUUAAGCUAUAUAAGAAGAUUCCAAAAGAUACAAUUGGUGUAAUCUAUCACAAUUUAGAUAAGACCUGUCCAGAUCAUAACUCUAAAUCUGGCAGAACCUUCUUGUCUAAACCAAAGAAUUUAGCAAUCAUGUUACCAGUAGUUUUGUUGAUUUUAUAUAGUGCUACUGCAGCUCUAAUUUACUUUGAAAGUUCAAUGAAUAUUGCAAAUUCAAAAGAUGCCAUUACCUCUGUUGAUAACUUGGCUGUACUUACAAGAUUUACAGUCAAGUUGAGCACUAAGUUGGGAGAAAUGUUUGCUUUCUUUAGUGUACCUCAUGGAAGACCUGUUAACGCUGCUGUUACUUUUGAUCAGGUUGAGCUGUACAGAAAUGAAGUUAGAGAUUUUGCCACCAUUGUUCAAGAUUCAUACGAUUCAUUCAUUGAAACCUAUACUAGAGGCAGUAGUGGUGGAGUGGUUGGUAAAUAUCCAGCUAUUGAUGAACUAGUUGGUGGACCUGCAAAUUGUACUGGUGAUAGAAACUGUUCAUUACAAGCAAUGUUAUCGAGCUACGUCUCACAAGUUACUACCAUGGCUGAGGAAUAUUUCAAUCCACUCUUUUCUGCCCAAGUAGAACCAACAUUUUACAAAUAUUUGUCACUCUAUAAUAUGAAUGAGGAAAUUUAUGAUAGAGUAAUGAAGAUUCUAGAUUUACUCGAAAAGCACACCUCAGAGUCCUCUAAAGUUAUCUCAAUUGUAACAUUUGCUGUAUUUUUCCUCUUUCUAUUUUUGGUUUCCUUCUUGCUGUACAGAUCUGCUCAAGUGUACGAUGAUGAAAUUACCACAAUUCGUUCCCUGUUGAGCUACUUACCACUUGAUUAUUUGGAAUCUAAUGAACAAAUUAAGAAUUUUAUAUUCUUCAAUGGUUUCAAAUCAGAAAAGGUUGCUAAAAAAGAAGAAGAUGAAAAUUCAAUGAACAACUUACUUGAUUCUAUGGUAGAUGGUGCAUUCUUAUCCAAUGAGAGAGGUGAAGUUGUGCUUUUCAAUAAGGCUGCUCAAAAGAAACAAAAAGCUCUAUUAGCAGAAGAAAAGAAGAACUCUGAAGCAUUAUUGAGAAAUAUUCUACCUGAGGCAGUUGCCAGUAAAUUGAAAUCAGGAGAUACCUUCAUUGCUGAAAGAUUUACUGAUGUGACUUGUUUCUUCUCUGAUAUGGUCGGAUUUACAAGUUUAUCUUCCAAUAUGAAUCCUUCUGAUUUAGUGUUAAUGUUGAAUGAAAUUGUAAAUGGUUUUGAUGACUUGACUGACAAGUACACUUUAGAAAAGAUUAAAACUAUUGGAGAUGCUUAUUUCUGUGUGGGUGGACUUCAUAACAACUCUCAAUCAGAUCACCCUGAACGUGUUCUCAGAUUUUCCAUCGAUUGCCUUGAUGUUAUCAAGAUUCACAAUGAAAAUCAUCCAGAUAGCCGUAUCAAUAUCAGAUUGGGAAUUAACACUGGUAGUGUAGUUGCUGGUGUGAUCGGAAAGAAAAAGUUUGCCUACGAUUUGUGGGGUGAUACAAUCAAUAUGGCUUCCAGAAUGGAAUCUACCUCACUAGCAGGAAGAAUUCACAUAUCACGAUCAACCUAUGAACGAGUUCAUGAUUUAGGUUUGGAAUUUGAGGAAAGACAAGUUGAAGUGAAAGGAAAGGGUCUUUGCCAAACCUAUCUCUUACUUGCAAAAUAUCAUGCUGAUCCGCUUGCUGAAUCCUUUGUCAAUCAUCACUUAAUGGACGCUGUUGAACCAAUGGAUGAUGACAAUGUCAACCAAGACCAUGAUUAA